AUGUCGUGUUUUCGCCCGGCGACGACGGUGAACGAGGAUGGCGAGACGAGCGAGACGACGUGUGCGUCGUCGUUCGUCGCGAUGAUGUCGCGGGCGCGGAGAGCGAUCGUGGGUAGGGGUGGGGGGAGCGCGGAGGUCGCGCGGAACGCGAGCGCGCAGAGCGCGAGCGGACGGGACGCGCAGACGACGAGCGCGGAAACGAACGCGAGCGGCGGUGGCGGGGAGGGUGCGUCGAUCGAUGGGGAGAUUUCUGCACCGCGAUUGCCGGGAUUGCGGCUGACGCCGGCGGGGAGAGUGCUCGCGGCGGCGGCGGCGGCGGCGGCGAGCGGGCGGGAUCGAGGACCAGACGCGGAGAUGAACGAUGAGUUUGGUGGGAUGCGCGGGGAUCCAGAGGUUGAAGAGACGCCGUUACCAUUACCGCCGCCGCUUGGGGACAUCCCGCGCGCGCACGGGGGCGUCGUGGGGAAGAUUAAAGGUCAGAUACUUCCGAGUUCCGGGUACGUGCCACUGGAGGUUCAGACGCACGCAGAGAAGGUGCGCUUGAUUCAACAGCAAGAGAGGACCAGGCGGUCGCACUCCAUCACGGAUGCCGCAGUGACGACGACGGCCAAGACUGCGGGCGCGGCGGUUGGGGCGAUCAGCAAGAUGGCGGCGAAGCUCAAGGAGUCUCGGCACUUCAAGUCGGCGUCGGCACCGUUGACGGCGGUUGAGAUCGCGGAUGACGCUCCGGCGGCGCGAGAGUCACACGCGGAAGAGGCAGGCGAAGCGAACGCGCGCAGUGCGCACACAGAACCCACAUCGAACCCCUUCGUCCAGGAUGAAUCGCGAAGACCGGGUCGAAAUUCUUCCGAACUUUCAGACAGCGGCGUUCCAUCCUCUCCGCAUCACCGGCGCGCUUCGAGCGCCGGGAACUGGAGUGAUAUGAGCUACACGACGUCAGACGACGGUAUGCUUCGCAUGUGUCACACCUCGCUUGCGCCGACAAAACCGCGACGCUGGACCAAGGGGGACAACUUGGGUGAGGGAUCGUUUGGAAGCGUGUGGCUCGCGCUCAAUGGCGACACCGGCGAGCUCUUUGCGCUCAAGGAGGUUCGAUUUGGGAGCUCGGAUAAGCACCGCGAGGAGUCGAUCGAACAGCUCGAGCAAGAGGUGGAUGUGUUGUCGCGUCUUGUACAUCCCAACAUUGUGCGUUACAUUGGGGUGACUCGCGAAGAGGCUGCUCUGUACAUCUUUUUGGAGUAUGUCCCUGGCGGCUCCAUCGCGUCGUUAGUGCAUAGAUUUGGCAAGUUCGAGGAGAAUGUCAUUCGUGUGUACACGCGGCAACUUUUGAUCGGGUUGUCGUACCUGCACUCUCAGCGUGUUCUUCAUCGCGACAUCAAGGGGGCAAACAUAUUAGUGGAGAAGAGCGGUAGAAUUAAACUCGCCGAUUUCGGCAUGGCGAAGGUGCUCGAAAACGUUUCCCACGGGAAAUCUUUCAAAGGGAGCGCGUGCUGGAUGGCACCCGAGGUAAUUCGUCAGAAAAAUGUUGGGUUCGAGGCUGAUAUCUGGAGCGUCGGCUGCACCGUGUACGAGAUGGCCACGGGCGCGCCGCCUUGGAGCGACUGCAGCACUCAGGUGCAAAUAAUCUUCAAGAUUGCGUCGUCCGAGGAAAUUCCAGUGAUUCCCGAGCACCUAUCACCCGAUGGUCAAGAUUUUCUUCGUCUGUGUUUGCAACGAGACGCAACGAGACGCCCAGAGGCAGUGGCGCUCCUGGAUGAACCUUUUGUCGUCGACGCGCACAGAUCGAGCAACGCGACGAAUAUUCCCGGGCUGCAAUACGACACGUGGGCGUCGUCUUCGGUGCUAUCUUUCAGAGACGACGAAGCGAGCGUUCGCUCGGGCGACGGCACGGUGGGAGGAAUGCGAUCGAACCAAAGCUCGAUGCGUCACGUUGCAUGGGGAGAUUUAGAAUAG
Ostreococcus tauri is the source of this 1953-nucleotide messenger RNA. RefSeq names its product Serine/threonine-protein kinase, active site. The record is from RefSeq and is a predicted model, not a curated record. Gene Ontology annotation, molecular function: ATP binding; protein kinase activity. The transcript has a single exon. Bases 1 to 1953 code for a protein of 650 amino acids. Lineage: Eukaryota; Viridiplantae; Chlorophyta; Mamiellophyceae; Mamiellales; Bathycoccaceae. Gene Ontology annotation, biological process: protein phosphorylation.